AUGAAACACAUUUGGGGUUGCGGGACUAUGCAUUCAGGUCGUAACAUUGUGGAGUGUUUUAAUGCGUACAGUCUUUCCUCCAAACUCAUUCAGCAAAAGUUCGACAAGAGAAGAGGUACUUAUCGAUACCUCUUCUCUUAUCCUCUCAGGGCUGGCCAUCGCGAUUCGCUUCCCGCUCUUCCGAACCGUCAUUUACAUUGUGGCAUUUAUACUCCUGUUGUGAUUGUUUAA
Laccaria bicolor S238N-H82 is the source of this 231-nucleotide messenger RNA. RefSeq lists its product as uncharacterized. The transcript is spliced from 2 exons. The record is from RefSeq and is a predicted model, not a curated record. Bases 1 to 231 code for a protein of 76 amino acids. Lineage: Eukaryota; Fungi; Basidiomycota; Agaricomycetes; Agaricales; Hydnangiaceae.